AUGUCCUUCCGCUUGCUGGAAAAUGGGAAACGAUGGUUGAGCCUCUCGACGACUGUGAAACGAUACGCCUCCACGACACCGAGAGACGCAGUUUUCUCGAAUCCGGGGGCAGCAGACUUUCUAGCGGCCGCAGCAUCGCCGUCCUCUAUUCCUGCACUUCAUGGCUUGCCAGAGCGGCUCGACCACCCAACUAUCCGUGUGUUUAACCUCUAUGAUGCAGGGCGCGCCAACGCCGGCAAAUCCACUCUGCUGAACGCCAUCGUCGGCCGGCGAGACCUCAUGCUGUCUAGCAAAACGCCCGGCCGCACCAAAGGCCUCAACUUCUUCCGCGUGGGGGCCGCGCCCGGCAAGAUGGUCCUGGUCGACGCGCCGGGGUACGGCGCGCGCGGCCGCCCAGAAUGGGGCAGCCUCUUCGACCACUACCUCGCCACGCGCAAAGAGUUGAAGCGCGUCUACAUUCUGUUCAACGCGAAGCACGGCCUCAACAGCGCCGAUAGGCUGAUGCUGCAGAGCCUCGAUGCGCGCUUCCAGGCCUCGGGUGGGGCGGGCUGGACGCUCCAGUCGGUCCUCACGAAGGCGGACACGAUGGAGGGGACGGGUGCGUUAUCGGCGCUUCAGAAAGAGAUCUUCGAACUCGCGCCAACGUGCUUGCCCCCCGUCGUCACCUCCGCGCUGAAGCACCCGCGAUUGGGCAUCGAAGAGCUAAGGCGAUCGAUCGCCGAGGCGUGUGCGCUCAAAAGCUGA
Molecule: messenger RNA, 744 nt
Organism: Heterobasidion irregulare TC 32-1
Lineage: Eukaryota; Fungi; Basidiomycota; Agaricomycetes; Russulales; Bondarzewiaceae
Exons: 4
Coding region: 1-744 (247 amino acids)
Cellular component (GO): mitochondrion
Molecular function (GO): GTP binding
Source: RefSeq, a predicted model, not a curated record